CGCGAAAAAUCGGUCUUCCCGGGAAAAGCUAGUCUACAGGUUUGCUGCUGUUCAAAACGGUCGUGAGAAGAUGGCGGAUUCAUCAGAGUCGUUUCACAUGGCCACCAGCCCCAGUCGUGGCUCGCGGCGGGGUGACCUGACCUCCAGCCCCGGCCGAGAUCUGCCCCCGUUUGAGGACGAGUCCGAGGGGCUUCUGGGAGACAGUAUUCCUGAUGAGGAGGACAGAGACGGAGAGGAGCUGAUCGGAGAUGGGAUGGAGAGAGACUACCGUGUCAUUCCGGAACUGGACCGUUAUGAAGCAGAGGGUCUGGAUGAGGAUGAAGAUCUCAGUGAACUUUCUCCCGGCGCUCGGGCGGAAGCUGAAGCAGCCAUGAGACGGCGGGACAGAGAACAGGGCCUUGGUAUGGGCCGCAUCGGACGCGGACUUCUGUACGACAGUGACGACGAGGACGACAAACGGCCCACGAAGAGGCAGCGGGUUCUCGCGGAGAGGGCAGCUGAGGGCGUCGCGAUGGAUGGCGAGGAUGAAGAGAUGAUCGAAAGCAUUGAGAACCUGGAGGACAUGAAGGGCCACACGGUCAGGGAGUGGGUUUCAAUGGCCGCCCCACGACUGGAGAUCUACCACCGCUUCAAGAACUUCCUGCGCACACACGUGGAUGAGCACGGACACAACGUCUUCAAAGAGCGCAUCAGCGACAUGUGCAAAGAAAAUAAGGAGAGUUUACUGGUGAACUAUGAAGAGCUUGCAUCCAGGGAGCACGUGCUGGCGUAUUUUCUGCCGGAGGCUCCUGCCGAGAUGCUGAAGAUCUUCGAUGAAGCCGCCAAAGAGGUGGUGCUUGCGAUGUACCCCAAAUACGACAGAAUCGCACAUGAAAUCCACGUCCGCAUCGGCAACCUGCCAUUGGUGGAAGAACUUCGAUCGCUCCGGCAACUUCACCUGAACCAGUUGAUCCGCACCAGCGGUGUGGUGACCAGCUGCACUGGAGUUCUGCCGCAGCUCGGUAUGGUGAAAUACAACUGUAACAAGUGUAACUUCAUCUUGGGACCCUUCUUCCAGUCCCAGAACCAGGAGGUGAAGCCGGGCUCCUGUCCCGAGUGUCAAUCACUCGGUCCGUUUGAGAUCAACAUGGAGCAGACAGUGUACCAGAACUACCAGCGUAUCACCAUUCAGGAGAGUCCUGGCAAAGUCGCGGCAGGCCGCCUGCCUCGCUCCAAAGACGCCAUCCUGCUGGCUGACUUGGUGGACACCUGCAAACCCGGAGACGAGAUUGAGCUCACAGGAAUCUACCACAACAACUACGACGGCUCUCUCAACAUGGCUAACGGCUUCCCUGUCUUCGCUACUGUAAUCCUGGCCAAUCACAUCGCCCGUAAGGAUGAGGGCGUGGCCGUGGCGGAGCUCACUGAUGAAGACAUCAAAGCCAUCAUGGCUCUGUCCAAAGACGAGCGCAUCGGAGAACGGAUUUUCGCAAGUAUUGGUCCGUCCAUCUAUGGGCACGAAGACAUCAAACGCGGUCUGGCGCUUGCUCUGUUUGGCGGCGAAGCCAAGAAUCCAGGUGGGAAGCACAAGGUGCGUGGCGAUAUUAACGUUCUCCUAUGUGGAGAUCCGGGCACAGCCAAGUCCCAGUUCCUAAAGUACGUCGAGAAGGUUUCGAGUCGCGCGGUCUUCACUACAGGCCAGGGCGCUUCCGCUGUGGGUCUGACGGCUUACGUGCAACGUCAUCCCGUGACUCGAGAGUGGACGCUGGAGGCGGGAGCGUUGGUGCUGGCGGACCGAGGUGUCUGCCUCAUUGACGAGUUUGAUAAGAUGAACGAUCAGGACAGGACCAGCAUCCAUGAGGCCAUGGAGCAGCAGAGCAUCUCCAUUUCUAAAGCUGGGAUUGUCACAUCGCUGCAGGCUCGCUGCACUAUCAUCGCUGCCGCCAACCCUAUCGGUGGGCGUUACGACCCGUCGCUCACGUUUUCGGAAAACGUGGACCUGACAGAGCCCAUCAUUUCUCGAUUUGACGUUCUGUGUGUUGUAAGAGACACCGUCGACCCUGUGCAGGAUGAGAUGCUGGCACGCUUCGUGGUGGGCAGCCACAUCAAACAUCACCCGAGCAACAAAGAAGGGGGCGUGGCCAGUCUUGAGGAGGUGGUGCUGCCAAACACCUUCGAUGUCCCACCCAUCCCUCAGGAGCUGCUCAGGAAGUAUAUCAUGUAUGCGAAAGAACGCGUGCGACCAAAACUUAAUCGGAUGGACCAGGACAAGGUGGCCCGAAUUUACAGCGACCUUCGAAAAGAGUCUAUGGCUACAGGAAGUAUCCCAAUCACCGUGCGUCACAUAGAGUCCAUGAUCCGCAUGGCCGAGGCACACGCCCGCAUGCAUCUGCGGGACUAUGUGCUGGAGGACGACGUGAACAUGGCCAUCCGUGUCAUGCUGGAAAGCUUCAUCGACACGCAGAAGUUCAGCGUGAUGAGGAGCAUGCGGAAGACGUUCGCGCGGUAUCUGGCCUUCAGACGAGACAACAACGAGCUGUUGCUCUUCAUCCUGAAGCAGCUGGUUUCCGAGCAGGUCGCAUAUCAGCGCAACCGUUACGGAGCCCAGCAGGACACCAUCGAGAUUCCUGAAAAGGAUCUGGUGGACAAGGCCCGACAGAUUAACAUCCACAACCUGUCUGCGUUUUACGACAGCGAGCUGUUCCGCUCGAACAGAUUCUCCCACGACGCCAAGAAAAAGCUCAUCGCACAGAAGUUCUAGGCAUUCGUUAUGGAUUUGUUUGCAAGGAAUUGCGUAGAAUCCCUUGGACUUGUAUAUAUUCCGUCAUGCAGUUGUCGGAUUGAAUGUUGUUUUUGGUCUUUUCAUUAACUUGUUACCGUAGUCAUUACGGUUGUAGUGAUCUGCUUGGCUCACGCAGUCUUGUUGGCUGUCAUUCUUGAAAUUUCUCUAGUGUCAGUUUUGCAGAAGUACUGCAUGUAUCGAAUUUGUGAUGUAAAAAAAAAAAAAAAACUUUUGUACUGUUGUGUUCUGAA
Messenger RNA from Sinocyclocheilus anshuiensis, 3012 nucleotides. It is a transcript of the gene mcm2, whose product is annotated as minichromosome maintenance complex component 2. NCBI's taxonomy places the organism in Eukaryota, Metazoa, Chordata, Actinopteri, Cypriniformes, Cyprinidae. The record is from RefSeq and is a predicted model, not a curated record. Gene Ontology annotation, molecular function: single-stranded DNA binding; 3'-5' DNA helicase activity; single-stranded DNA helicase activity. Gene Ontology annotation, biological process: DNA replication; double-strand break repair via break-induced replication; mitotic DNA replication initiation. Gene Ontology annotation, cellular component: nucleus; MCM complex. The coding region runs from base 71 to 2740 and encodes 889 amino acids. The transcript is spliced from 16 exons.